UUCUCUUCACACUCCAUCACAGUAGGUGGCGGUAUGCACCUAUGAAGUUGGUUCGCAACCCGCCAUAAAACCAAAAGAAGAAGAAGAAGGAAGCGCAGCUGCUCUCGAAAGAUCUGUUGUUGCGCUGCUGUUGCUUUACGUUUGUUUUCCAUCAACAAGCAUCGAAAUUAGACAGCUUUCAGUCAGGUUUGAUCCCGCUGAGCUGCUCAGCCAUGUCUUCUCCGGUGGAAAUGACUGAGCUGUAUGAUAACGCGCUGUUAGGGAUCCUGCAGCAUGUUGGAAACAUUCAGAAUUUUCUGCAGGUUUAUUUUGGGUUCCUUUACAGAAAGACGGACUUCUACCGCCUUCUCAGCGGCCCAGAGGACCGCAUGGGCUUCCCGCCCGGAGUAGCUGAAAAAAUGGUGUUCAAGACGUUUAAGUUAUUUGAGAAUCUUGCAGAGCAGGACAGAGAGAGGGCAGCGAGGCUGGCAGAGGAGAAGAAAGCCGCUCCUCCUGCAGUACAGGAGCUGGAGGUUCGAUCAGAACAGGAGGCUGAAGCUCCUGUGGAGGAGAAGAGGAGCACAGAAGAGGCCACGGCUGUCCCGGCACCAUCAGCACAGAGCACAGAGACACACGGAGAGACUCAGAGCAGCACCGCUGAGCCAGCAGGAGCCGCAGCGCCAUCAAACUCUGAUUCUGACACAGCCAACGUUAAACAAGACGGCUUUCAGUUGAAUGCAGACAGUUACAAUGGCGCGGUUAGAGAAAAUUACACCUGGUCGCAGGAUUACACGGAUGUGGAAGUUCGAGUGCAUGUGCAGCCUCACAUCGUUAAAGGCCGACAGGUGUCUGUGGAUCUGCAGUCGGGGAGGGUCCGCGUGGCCUUGAACAAGGGAGGAUCGCAGAGAGUCCUGAUGGAGGGCGAAUUCACACACAAAAUUAACACAGAAAAUUCCUUGUGGAGUCUGGAGCCUGGCCGCUGCGUUCUGAAAGUCCAUGAGAUGCUAAAGAUGGGCUGGAAUGCUGAAGGAUCUCCGUUUAAAGGCCAAGAGUUUGACCCCUCCAUGUUCAACAUCCCACCCAGCGCUGUCCAGCUUUGA
Messenger RNA from Sinocyclocheilus rhinocerous, 1079 nucleotides. RefSeq names its product nudC domain-containing protein 3-like. Lineage: Eukaryota; Metazoa; Chordata; Actinopteri; Cypriniformes; Cyprinidae. Gene Ontology annotation, cellular component: cytoplasm. The transcript has 5 exons. Gene Ontology annotation, biological process: protein folding. The record is from RefSeq and is a predicted model, not a curated record. Bases 213 to 1079 code for a protein of 288 amino acids.